AUGCCAUCACAGCACCAAAUUCCAGCCACACUCUGCAUAGCAGGUAUUCUCAUUGUAGCGCCAUAUUGGAUCACGGUGAACUUGGCUAUCCAGGGAGAGAAAGAUGAUACAUACGGAAAGUUGUUGGCUCGCAUGAACCAGCAAGAUGGAAAGGCCAACAGAUGGAAGAAUUUCAUCAAACCCUCCAUUGACUGGUGGAUCGAAGAAUUCGAAGCGGGUCGAGUGACACAAAACGUUGAUGGGAGUAGCACUGCACUCUCAGGCAACGACUUGCUUGCUACCACGUCAAAGGUGAAACUCCAGGCACAGUAUCAUUAUCAUGAGCAGUCUAUCCGGUACGAUCUGAAGGAUCUUUCCGACCUGAUAUUGUAUCAAGAUGAACAGUACCUGGUUGUCAAUAAGCCUGUAGGAGUCGAUGUUCUUGAAAAUCCUGCAGCUGGUCGUGUCCACAAUUCUCUGCCUGGUUUGCUCAAGGAACUAUUUUCCCGUCAUCCGUCCACAGCCAAUACCAAAAUCAUACCCGCCCAUCGAUUGGAUGGUCCUGUCUCUGGCGUCGUCUGCUGUGGCAUCACCAGUAAGGAUACUAGACGGCUACAACGGAAAAUCCAACUAGGACAGACUUCCAAGUCAUAUGUAGCCCGCGUUCAGAUCCCUCCGAGUGGUCUUCCACAGCUCCCAUUGACAAUCGAGACUCAGAUGGGGUUUGACAACUCCAAGUCACUUGCCUAUGUGGUAGAGGAGGACACUUCUAAAAAAGACGCAAAAUCCACCAAUGGCGACAACGGCAAGUACUCCAAAACAGUAGUCCAAGAGUGCCUUCGGACAAUCAAAGAAGACAAUACGGCCAUUGUGACGAUUCGACUGUUCACUGGUCGAAAACAUCAGAUUCGAUGUCAUUUGCAACAUGUGGGAUUGUCGAUUGCCAAUGAUCAUCGCUACGGAGGAAAGCAAAGAGCGCCACCCUUGUCAGCAUUUGAUCUACCGAAUCCACGGAAGGAGCUGAUGGACAUGCUUCGAAAGGCUUGGAAGGAGGGUCAAUCGAAAUCGAAUUGCACCUUUUGCGAGUUUGAACAAACAUUGCUGAAGGAAGCGUCCUCGCAAAUAUCCAAGAAUGAACGGUUAGGGCCCAGUGUCAAUACUGGAAUCUGGCUCCAUUCCUGGAAGUAUGCCUUUCCAACCUUGGGUAUGGAAUUCGAAGCACCGUUGCCGCAGUGGGCAAGAAGGUCAGAGCCACCGAAACAAGACACAUGA
Messenger RNA from Cylindrotheca closterium, 1251 nucleotides. Lineage: Eukaryota; Bacillariophyta; Bacillariophyceae; Bacillariales; Bacillariaceae. The record is from the annotation of a GenBank genome assembly.